AUUCCUCUGGCCCCGUAUCUUGACUUUUUUUUUCCGUGAACAACUCUGCUCUAGGUCCUUACACCUCCCGUUGUUCAUCCUUCAGGCUCCAGCCAAAUAACAUUCUCUUCAUAACCAUCGCUACCCACUUUUCUCUCUCCUCCUCCUUCUCCUCCUCUUUGUAUUAUUCUUAUUGGUGGUGGUAGGAAGAUGAACUACAGAUGGCUUUUACCUCUUCUGUUGCUUUUCAAGAGCAUGCAGUCAUCAUUAGAAGAGAACUGGAGCGAGUCUAGUAAGAAGGUGAUGAUACAAGAUGCUUACUUGCAAUGGAUAAAGAAGAUGGGUUCGUUAAAACAUUCUGUUUUCAAGGCAACCAAGAAUAAGGUGACUCCCACCAAGACACUCACAGUUGACAAGACCAACACAAAGGGUUGCUUUGUUUCAGUGCAGAAGGCCAUUGAUUCUCUUCCCUCUGUUAGUCUUCAGAGGGUGAUCAUUAACAUACAUGAAGGGGUGUACAAGGAGAAGGUUGAGGUUCCGCCCACCAAGGCCUACAUUACACUAGUUGGUGCAGGAGCAGAUAAGACCAUCAUUGAGUGGGGGGACAGCGCAGACCACAUUGGAAAAGAUGGAAAGCCAUUAGGAACAUUUGGGUCUGCAACUGUUGCGGUUAACUCUCCAUACUUUUGUGCCAAGAACAUCACAUUCAAGAACACGGCGCCGCUUCCGCCAUCAGGUGCAUCAGGCAAGCAGGGCGUGGCGCUCCGGAUCUCCGGCGACACGGCUGCAUUUGUGGGGUGCAAAUUCUACGGUGGACAAGACACACUGUAUGAUCACGUGGGUAGGCACUACUUCAGGGACUGCUACAUUGAAGGCUCUGUGGACUUCGUUUUCGGCAAUGGCCUGUCCUUGUAUGAAGGGUGCCACCUCCAUGCCAUAUCUGACGCAUAUGGAGCACUGACAGCGCAGAGGAGGGGAAGCAUUCUGGAGGAGACUGGGUUCUCCUUCUUGAGGUGCAAGGUCACUGGUUCUGGAGCACUGUACCUAGGGAGGGCUUGGGGCACCUUCUCAAGGGUGGUCUUUGCCUACACCUUCAUGGACAACAUUAUCAUGUCUAGGGGAUGGUACAAUUGGGGUGAUCCAAGAAGACAAAUGACCGUUUUUUAUGGGCAAUACAAAUGUUAUGGGCCUGGAGCAAACUUUUCAGGAAGGGUUUCGUGGUCCAAGGAGCUCACCCCCCAGGAGGCCGAACCUUUUCUUUCGCUAAACUUCAUUGAUGGCUCUGAAUGGCUCCAUUACUGAAUAGAGAUUAGACUGUGCGCCUGUUAGAAUCAGUCCCGCAUUGCCGAUUGAUUUUGUGAACAAACACAUUAAUAUAAUACUGCACAGUUUCUCCUGCCCUUUAUGUUCA
This is a messenger RNA of Nymphaea colorata (pocket water lily), 1390 nucleotides long. Its product is annotated as probable pectinesterase 53. The record is from RefSeq and is a predicted model, not a curated record. Gene Ontology annotation, biological process: cell wall modification. NCBI's taxonomy places the organism in Eukaryota, Viridiplantae, Streptophyta, Magnoliopsida, Nymphaeales, Nymphaeaceae. Gene Ontology annotation, molecular function: pectinesterase activity. The coding region runs from base 190 to 1281 and encodes 363 amino acids. The transcript has 4 exons.